Melanotaenia boesemani (Boeseman's rainbowfish) is the source of this 1741-nucleotide messenger RNA. Its product is annotated as olfactomedin-like. Gene Ontology annotation, biological process: signal transduction. The coding region runs from base 10 to 1416 and encodes 468 amino acids. The transcript is spliced from 6 exons. NCBI's taxonomy places the organism in Eukaryota, Metazoa, Chordata, Actinopteri, Atheriniformes, Melanotaeniidae. The record is from RefSeq and is a predicted model, not a curated record.
CUCCCACUAAUGAAUAUGGCUCCAAACAUGCUGCUGCUGCUGCUCCUGCUGCUGUCAUCUACAGAUGAUGGCCAGACUCAGCAGGUAUCAGGUGUGAAGAAGUCUGGCAUUUGUGUGUGCGAGGUCAACUCCACCAUGUGGUCAUUCCCUGCUGUGAAGUUUGAGGCUGUGCUGCAGCAGGUUCAGACCUGUGAGGGAUCAUUGUACAACCUGCAGGAACAGGUGAUAAUAUCCAGCCAGCGUCUGCCUCAGAUCCAUCUUCAGGUUAUGAAUGUGACAGCCCGGCUGCAGCCUUACCAGUACCUGCAUGAUCAGGGCCUGUACACGGCACUGUCCCUGCGUCACCUGGGCCAGGAGCUCAGCCAGCUGGAAGCAGAUGUUUCAACCAUCCACAGGCAGCUAAACAACGCCCAGACGCGGAAACUCUCUAAAGAGAUGGAUAAACUACAUAAAGAUGUAACUAAGAUGCAAAAAUCUGACACAGUCAACAUGAAGAGUGUCAAAGAGAAACUGCGCUACCUGAAGAACAACGUUGAGUCCUGCAAGUCAAUCCCUAAAGACUUCAGAGGCCAGACUCGGUACUGCUUCAAGGGCCUGAUCACCAACAUCAGUGAUCCCAUAACAACUAAUGUCAGCCCUCAGGGAAAGAGCUACAUCUCUGGGUCAUGGGGCAAACAAGCGCAGAUUGACAGCGAGGAGGAGAAGAACAGCUACUGGGUUCAGCCUCUGCUCAGCAGUCACAUCUAUGGAAACACCUUGCGUGUUUACAAGAACUAUGAAGACUUCAUGGCCUCUACUAACCAUAAAGAGCAUACUGUGGCAUCAUCCUACAGUGAUUCCAAAACAAUUGAAGGUCCUAGUGCUGUCCUGUAUGGUGAAGCUCUGUAUUACCACUGUUACCGCUCUGCAGAUGUCUGUCGCUACGACCUGAAAACCAAUGGCGUCAAACGGGUGACGCUUCCAGGCACAGGUGUGGGAUUCAACAACAAGUUCCCCUACUGUUACUAUGACUGCCGCCUUAAUAGUGAUGUUGACCUGGAGGCAGAUGAAACAGGGUUGUGGGCGCUUUAUGCUACCAUCGGUAACCACGGUAAUCUUGUGGUCAGCAGGCUGCUUUGGGACAAUGAAGCUCAGACUCUGAAUGUGACGCAAACGUGGGAGACGAGGCUUUUCAAGAAGGCGGUGAGCAAUGCGUUCAUGGUGUGUGGUGUGAUGUAUGCCACCCGAUACGUGGACGAAUACCACGAGGAAGUCUUCUAUGCUUUUGACACAGCUACGGGGAAAGUGGACAACUCACUUGCACUGCGGCUGGAGAAGGUAGCCAAAGGAGUGGCCAGUCUGAGCUACAACCCCACCGACAAGCAGCUCUACAUGUACAAUGAUGGAUACCUGCUGGCUUAUCAGGCCUAUUUCUGAUUAAAAGCUUUAAUAAAUGGCUAUUUAUUGUCAACUAUGUUUGCAUAGCACACAAACAGGUUAAAGUCAUUUCUAACAGAAGCUUUAUAAUUUGGCCAGUGCAUCUAAUAAAACCCUUUCUAUUUAAAAGCUUUUUUUUUCCUGCCUAGUGGACAGAGUUAGUAUUGCAGCUUUUUAAAAAUUGUUUCGCUCAGGACUUUCAAGUCAGGAUUGCAUGCACAUGCUACAGGUCGAUGAUAUAUCUAUUGAUAAAUGUCUCAUUAAGCUUGAAUGUAUUAUAGCUGAAAAUUUUGUGAGAACCACAAUAAAGACUGCAUUAACAGUU